AUACCAUCAUGUGCAUCAGGACACGAGACACAAAUAAAUAGUCAAGAGGACCUCUUUGUUGUGGUAGUAGUCACGUUGUCUUUAUCUCUCUACAAGUUAAUUCUUCGUCUGUUUCAUUACCAACACCAUCAGACGAGUAAACGUUACACUACUUUAAAGAGGCAUAAAAAUAUGGAUAACAAUGAAGAAAUGGGUACAAAAGUGGAGCUUUACGUGUAUGAUUUGACCAAAGGAGCUGCUACGAUAAUGUCUCAACUUCUUAUAGGUCGACAUUUGGACGGCAUUUGGCAUACAGCGAUCGUCGCCUACGGACGUGAAUAUUUCUUCGGGCCAUCUGGAAUACAAAUAGCCAUACGAUACGAUCUUGUUCUGAGACGUGGACUAAAUUUGGUGCGAGCGCUUCCAAAAAUAAUUUUACCCAACUCGAGCUUCUCUCCCGCGGCCUCUCUCUCUCACGUCCCAUACGCUUCCUGGUCACAACUCCUAGCGAGCGAAUCACGCCGGGCCGGCACGUAUCAUCUUCUCAGACUCAACUGCAACAAUUUCUCUGACGAGGUGAGCAGCUUCCUGGUGGGCAGCGGUAUUCCAAAAUACAUUCUCGACUUACCUGAAGAAAUAAUCAAGACGCCCAUAGGACAGGCACUAGCACCACUGAUAGAAACCCUCGCAAACAGUGCGAGCGCCGGAUUCACAGUCGGGCACAGAUUCGUCGAGCCAAGGAUUCAACGUGAGGUUUCACCAGAGUAUCAGCUUCUUAACACUGCGAUCGAGGAAGCACGGCUCAAUUCAAUAGCUUUGGAGGAGAGGCGAAACGUGCUGAACGAGAAACUUGCUAAGAAGGAGCGGAAAAAGAAAAAGAAGAAGAAGGAGAAACACGAUAAAUCCAAAGGAAGUGGUAGUGAGAGUAACAGUACAGGACCUAGUAAUUAUUCUACAAUGGCAGAUAGUGAAGUAGCGGAAAUGCAACCAACAAACGGCGACAUGGGCGCAGAAAUGUUGCCCUCUGAUCGAGUUCUUCAGAUGGAAGCUGAUGAAAGACGCGAACUUGAGGAAAGAAAACGUCAGAGAGAUCCUCCAAUUGUGUUCAAGGAGUUAACAGAUCUUGCAGCUGAAUUCGACGAUCUUUGUCGCUUACUCGAGGGAAAGCUCAAUGAAACCGAGAUAACAAAUCUUGAUGAGCUGCGCCAGUAUGCAUUAGAAAAUGAAGGGUCUUGGGCAUUGGGUGAUAACUUUUUAAAUUUCAUCGGGCGAAUUUUGUACGACAAAUCUUUGGACACUGCAGCGAAAGUUAAGCUACUGAAUAUUCUUGCAAUCGCUGCGUUAAAAGAUGACGUGAUUUUGUUAUUACAUCAAGAUAGAAGGGAACAUACGAUAAUGAAUUAUGCUUUUGACAUUGACCGUCAUCCAAUUGAAGAACAACUUCCGUUAGCACAAUUUAUCACUAACAUGUUUGAAAAUUUAAGUAGCUCAGAGUGGUUACUGUACAUCUCAGAAUGGCAGUACAACAAUCAAGGUAUCAGUAAUAUCAGAGUGACGACAAAGGUAGCAGUACACUCACUAUUAUCAGAGUCGGUAGAUCUUCAAGCCUGUGGCGCGGCGAUUAUUCACAACCUUGCUUGCAAGGAGGUGUUUGAUGAUGUUGCUGUAGAAUUGACAAUGGCAUUACUCCAGUACUUCAACGGUAACCCAUCGGAGGAACACUUGUAUGCUUGCAUGAAAGCCUUAGCACGCUUUACUCAAAUCAGCGGUCAUGAAGUACCUCAGCUCAUUCAAAUGAUAGGUCCAGAGCCCAAUAAAUUUCGCGGAACAUCACGAAGGAUCGACGAAAUGAUCGACGAAGUCAAUAAGAAGCUGCGU
Molecule: messenger RNA, 1857 nt
Organism: Cotesia congregata
Lineage: Eukaryota; Metazoa; Arthropoda; Insecta; Hymenoptera; Braconidae
Source: the annotation of a GenBank genome assembly